CGAGCAACCCACAGAGAGUUGAUAAAGCAGAGCUAAGAGAUUUUCUUCGUUGAUCUUUUUGUAGAGAAAAAUAACGGGGGGUUUUCAAGUUCUUAUGCUGCACAAUCCAUGGCUGAGAGGAGAUGAGAGGAGGAUGAUCUAGUGGGAAGCAAAGAGAAUCUGAAGGUUAAUGGAGAAUAAGCUGAGUUAAGGAUAGAGGAUUUUGCUGGAAAUCAAUUGAUUGAUUCCUUCUCUCUCUUUACUUGAACCCAGUAAUGGGUAAGCAACAAUCCUUGCGCAGCAAAGCAGUCCAUUUUGUCUCCGAUAUCACCACCGUUCUUCUUAACCCAAUCUCUGACAAACCUUCCGCUACAGCCUCUACCCAUCCUCAACAUCAUCAUUCACCUGAAGAUGCGACUGACCUUAAAGACGACAGUGAUCUAGGGUCAGCUAGUGAACAGGGUUCCGAAUAUUCGGAAGAUGGCCCUGAUACAUCUUCGUUUACUGCAUUCCUAUAUUCCCUCCUGUCAUCCUCAGAAUCGCAGGAAAACUUGAACUCCGAUGAAAGAAAUGAUAAUCAGGCAGAAGCAGGCACAUCAAUGAACAAUGCUGCAAAAGAAACUGUUACGAAAAAGAGCUUGUUUUCUAGGGGGAAACAAUCGCUUGGUAGAGCUUUUCAUCAUGCUGCAAGAAUCACUGGACACCGAAAUCAGGAUUGGAAGAGUGAUGUUGACUUGAAAGUUAAUGAUUCUAAAUUUUCUGGAAUUGAGAUGAUGGAAAAGACAAAUGUAAGUGAGGUUCCUUCGUCAGUUUUUGUCCCUGAUGCAUCUGAACCUUCAGUGCUUCUUUCAGAAAAAACUAGAACUGUUCUUUAUGCCUCCCUUCCAGCUCUUGUCCAGGGAAGGAAAUGGCUUUUGCUAUACAGUACGUGGAGGCAUGGGAUAUCUCUUUCAACUCUAUAUAGGAGAAGUAUGCUUUGGUCUGGAUUCAGUUUGCUGGUUGUUGGUGAUCGGAAAGGUGCUGUAUUUGGUGGCUUGGUGGAGGCACCGUUAAAACCAACCAGCAAGAAAAAGUAUCAGGGAACCAAUAAUACUUUUGUUUUCACAAGUAUUCCUGGCCAUCCUGUGAUUUAUCGCCCCACAGGUGAAAAUUACUAUUUCACAUUGUGCUCUCCCGAUUUCUUGGCCAUUGGCGGCGGUAGCCAUUUUGCACUCUAUCUGGACAAUGACCUAUUGAAUGGAUCGAGCUCUACAUCAGAGACAUACGGGAAUCCUUGUCUUGCUAAUACUGAAGAAUUUGAAGUGAAGGAAGUUGAGUUGUGGGGCUUUGUAUACACCUCAAAGUAUGAAGAAAUGCUUGCUUUGAGCAGAACCGAAGCACCUGGGAUUUGUCGAUGGUGAUCGAUUUUCAAAUACAGCUAAACUGCAACUUUGCUGAAUGAAUCGACAUCCUGUGGAGAUCUCGUGGCCGUCUUGACAAUUAUAUGAUGGGGAAGGCAGAUGAACUAAUUAGAAAGAUGAGAAUGUUGAAUGUGAAUGCCUUCUCCAUACUUGUACAAAAAAACUUAACAUUUGUACAUAUAAACAUGUGAGUUGUUUCAUUUUGCCUGGUUCUAUUAUUACGCCCAACUCUGUUUAAAGUUCAUUGUUUUGUUGGGAUAUCAUAUUCUGAGUAUAUAUUAUGAAUGAUUGCCCUUUUGCUUC
Cucumis melo (muskmelon) is the source of this 1682-nucleotide messenger RNA. RefSeq names its product oxidation resistance protein 1. The coding region runs from base 255 to 1379 and encodes 374 amino acids. The record is from RefSeq and is a predicted model, not a curated record. Lineage: Eukaryota; Viridiplantae; Streptophyta; Magnoliopsida; Cucurbitales; Cucurbitaceae. The transcript has 8 exons.